Messenger RNA from Aspergillus aculeatus ATCC 16872, 1296 nucleotides. RefSeq names its product phosphoinositide binding protein ATG18. NCBI's taxonomy places the organism in Eukaryota, Fungi, Ascomycota, Eurotiomycetes, Eurotiales, Aspergillaceae. Gene Ontology annotation, molecular function: phosphatidylinositol-3,5-bisphosphate binding; protein binding; phosphatidylinositol-3-phosphate binding. Gene Ontology annotation, cellular component: extrinsic component of membrane; cytosol; fungal-type vacuole membrane. The coding region runs from base 1 to 1296 and encodes 431 amino acids. The transcript is spliced from 5 exons. The record is from RefSeq and is a predicted model, not a curated record. Gene Ontology annotation, biological process: protein lipidation; nucleophagy; protein localization to phagophore assembly site.
AUGGCGAUGAAUUUCGUGACGUUCAACCAGGACUAUAGCUAUCUGGCCGUCGCGACUUCCAAGGGAUUUCGUAUCUUCACUACGGAUCCUUUCGCGAAAAGCUAUGAGACGAAGGAAGGGAACAUUGCCAUUAUUGAGAUGCUUUUCUCGACAUCCCUGGUUGCGCUGAUUUUGUCACCACGUCGCCUUCAAAUAACUAAUACCAAGCGCCAGUCGACAAUAUGCGAGUUGACAUUUCCUACCACCGUGCUCGCGGUCAAGCUGAAUCGCAAACGACUUGUGAUAGUUCUGGAGGAUCAGAUCUACCUCUACGAUAUUCAGACGAUGAAGCUAUUGUAUACCAUUGAGACUUCCCCGAACCCAAAUGCAAUCUGCGCUCUAUCCCCCUCCUCUGACAAUUGCUACCUUGCGUAUCCCCUUCCCCAGAAGGCGCCACCCUCGUCGUUUACUCCUCCUUCUCACGCGCCUCCUGGCACCACACAUAUUUCACCUACGAGUGGUGAAGUUCUGAUUUUUGACACUCUGAAGCUGGAAGCUAUCAACGUUAUCGAAGCGCAUCGAUCUCCACUGGCGUGUAUAACACUUAACAGCGACGGUACACUGAUCGCCACCGCUUCCGACAAAGGAACCAUCAUCCGAGUGUUUUCCGUCCCUGAUGGUCACAAGCUAUAUCAGUUCCGGCGCGGAUCGAUACCGUCUAGGAUCUACAGCAUGUCGUUCAAUACCACCUCAACACUUCUCUGCGUAUCUUCCUCCACCGAGACCAUUCACCUGUUCAAAUUGAGCCAGCAGUCUCAGUCAUCACACACCACUCCGUCAUCGUCUUCGCCCACUGUUGCAGACAGGAGAUAUAGCCAAAGUUCCUUUGGCCAGUCGUCGGACCCGGAUGAUGCUGGCGGAGAGUCGGGCUCUUCUGAGCUAGCCUCCAGGAAACACAAUGGAACCUUGAUGGGGAUCAUCCGGCGCACCUCACAAAAUGUCGGCAGCUCGUUUGCCGCGAAGGUGGGCGGGUAUCUUCCCAAAGGUGUCAGUGAGAUGUGGGAGCCCGCUCGUGACUUUGCGUGGAUCAAACUGCCCAAAACCAAUCAAGGUCCCGGCGCCAACGGCAGCAAUGGUCCGCUUCGCAGUGUCGUUGCAAUGAGCACCAACACGCCCCAGGUGAUGGUGGUGACCAGUGACGGAAACUUUUACGUUUUCAGUAUCGAUCUCUCGAAAGGUGGUGAGGGAACGUUGACCAAGCAAUACUCUGUCCUCGACGCGAACGACCGAUUGGGAUACUCAGUCAUGGAUUAUUGA